Messenger RNA from Aspergillus puulaauensis, 690 nucleotides. RefSeq lists its product as uncharacterized. Bases 1 to 690 code for a protein of 229 amino acids. The record is from RefSeq and is a predicted model, not a curated record. The transcript has a single exon. NCBI's taxonomy places the organism in Eukaryota, Fungi, Ascomycota, Eurotiomycetes, Eurotiales, Aspergillaceae.
AUGCCGACAUACCCCAGUCCCAACACAUCGAAGCCGGGCAAUACCUAUUUGUCAAAGGAAGUAUCCGACCGCAUAAUUUAUCAACUCAUUCUCGCCUCGAUGGAAUCAGAUGCUGGGUGUCAAUGUUCGAUUGGAGCUUUGCAGAUCAUGAACGAGCUUCAGGGCGUGCACGCAGUGGUUGAACUGGAAACAAUCCUCAGCUUAGUCGACCGUAUACAUGGCCUGGGCCAAGCGAUGCUAAGAUGUAGGGAUUGCAGAGCCAACCCAGGUCCAUCUCUCAUGACUCUUCCAGCCCUCACCGACCAGUCUCUUGCUCUCUUUGAAGCAGCCUGUCUGGCCUACAACGUCACCCGAAAGGAUGUUUUAUUCGACUCGUCAUUGCCCGUUUGCAUACCGAGCAAGUCGCAACUGGGUCAGAUGGAGCUGGAAGAUGAAGAGACUGGAGUUCUAGUGCGCAUGUUGCUUGGCAAAGGGUCGAUGAAGCUAUUGGAGCUGCUGAAGGGGCUGCGAUCACUAUCCAAAGAUAAUGGUCAGUCGCUCAGAGUUGGUGUUGGGACGUCAAGAUCAGGCGAUCCAUCCGUCGAGCCCGCGAUCCGUCGUAUUGUAUUGUUUAUGGAGCAAAUCGAAGGAGAUUCAGGUGAGCACAUCAGUGCCGACGCUUGUUUGGUGCAGGGCCUGACCAAGCUCUAG